AAUGACUGAGUCAUCAGUAUUUUUGGUUGGUAAUAAACAAGAUUUAUGCCACAUGAGAGAAGUUGGCUGGGAUGAAGGACAGAAGCUGGCAAUAGAUAACAAGUGCCAAUUCUGUGAACUGUCUGCAGCAGAACAUUAUCAAGAAGUUGUGGCAAUGUUCACAAAAGUCCUGAGGACUAUCACAUCAAAUUUCAAAGUGAAGGAAAAGAGACGACCAAGUGGAUCAAAGUCAAUGGCCAAAUUAAUCAACAAUGUGUUUGGAAAGAGAAGGAAAUCUGUGUAA
Messenger RNA from Nestor notabilis (Kea), 283 nucleotides. Its product is annotated as ras-related and estrogen-regulated growth inhibitor-like protein. The annotation marks the transcript as partial. The transcript has a single exon. Gene Ontology annotation, molecular function: GTPase activity; GTP binding. The record is from RefSeq and is a predicted model, not a curated record. Lineage: Eukaryota; Metazoa; Chordata; Aves; Psittaciformes; Psittacidae.